AUGGGCUCCACUCAACCCGAAUUCAAGAACGCGGCUACUUCCACUCUUUUCGAGUUGGUGAAGGCUCGCCGCACAUACUACGACCUUAAGGGCGAGAGCCCCGUCUCUGACGAUGUCAUUGAUCGCAUUGUUCAGGACGCCGUUCUCCACGUUCCCAGCUCUUUCAACACUCAGACCUCCCGUAUUGUCCUCCUGCUGAAGGAGGAGCACAAGAAGGUGUGGGAUAUCGCCCUUAAUGCCCUGGAGGGUCUGGUCGCUGCUGGCCACGUCCCCAAGGAAACCUUCGAGAAUUCCACCAAGCCCAAGCUGAAUGCCUUCCGUGCUGCCUAUGGAACUGUCCUUUUCUUUGUCGACUAUGAGUCGCUCGCUUCUAUCAAGGAGAAAUUCGCGAUCUACGCCGACAAGUUCGACCCCUUUGCCCUGGAGUCGAAUGCUAUGUCUCAGUACCUUGUCUGGACUGCACUUCAGUCUGAGGGCUUCGGCGCCAACCUUCAGCACUAUAGCCCCCUCAUCGAUGAGCAGAUUGCCAAGACUUGGGACAUCCCCGCCUCAUGGAAGUUGGACGCCCAGCUGGUCUUCGGUGUUCCCAACUCUGGACCCGGUGAGAAGGCCUUCGCUCCUAUCGAGGGCCGCUACAAGGUGUUCGGCAAAUAA
Penicillium psychrosexuale is the source of this 654-nucleotide messenger RNA. Its product is annotated as nitroreductase family protein. Bases 1 to 654 code for a protein of 217 amino acids. The transcript is spliced from 3 exons. Gene Ontology annotation, biological process: cellular response to oxidative stress. Lineage: Eukaryota; Fungi; Ascomycota; Eurotiomycetes; Eurotiales; Aspergillaceae. The record is from RefSeq and is a predicted model, not a curated record.